CGCAGCCGCCGCACGUAGGGUCAAAGGCGGCGCUGUCGCCCUGGCGACCGUUUCCCAGCUCCGUGGCGCCGCGAACUAAGCCUUCUUCGGGAGAAAUACGGCGCCAAGAAGCUUAGGCCAUGUCGGUCGCCGCAUCCUUCUCGAUGCGCACGUCCUUCUCUGCGGUCGAAGGGUUGCCUGAGACUGAGAAGAACGCUGGGGAGUCCGAGAAUACCUAUAUUCUGCGGCCCAUUUUCCAGCAAAGGUUCAGACCCUCUGUGGUUAAAGACUGUAUCCAUGCUGUGCUCAAGGAGGAACUGGCAAAUGCUGAAUACUCUCCAGAAGAAAUGCCUCAGCUCACAAAACGUUUAUCAGAAAAUAUUAAAGAUAAAUUAAAAGAAAUGGGAUUUGACCGAUAUAAAAUGGUGGUGCAAGUAGUGAUCGGAGAACAAAGAGGGGAAGGUGUAUUCAUGGCUGCUCGCUGUUUCUGGGAUGCUGACGCUGACAACUGUACUCAUGAUGUUUUCAUGAAUGACAGUUUAUUCUGUGUUGUAGCGGCAUUUGGCUGUUUCUACUAUUGAAUCUUUGAAAGCUGGAAAAAGAUAUGACCAUGAAGAAAUAUGAAGUUUUUUAUAUUGUUAAAUAUCUUGACAAAAUAAAGUUGGCAGUUUGGCAACUGA
Molecule: messenger RNA, 659 nt
Organism: Eubalaena glacialis (North Atlantic right whale)
Lineage: Eukaryota; Metazoa; Chordata; Mammalia; Artiodactyla; Balaenidae
Gene: DYNLT2B
Product: dynein light chain Tctex-type 2B
Exons: 5
Coding region: 120-560 (146 amino acids)
Biological process (GO): microtubule-based movement
Cellular component (GO): cytoplasm; cytoplasmic dynein complex
Molecular function (GO): dynein intermediate chain binding
Source: RefSeq, a predicted model, not a curated record